This is a messenger RNA of Varanus komodoensis (Komodo dragon), 2019 nucleotides long. Its product is annotated as cGMP-dependent protein kinase 2-like. Lineage: Eukaryota; Metazoa; Chordata; Lepidosauria; Squamata; Varanidae. The record is from RefSeq and is a predicted model, not a curated record. Bases 1 to 2019 code for a protein of 672 amino acids. Gene Ontology annotation, molecular function: cGMP-dependent protein kinase activity; ATP binding. Gene Ontology annotation, biological process: protein phosphorylation. The transcript is spliced from 20 exons.
AUGGACCCGCGGCUGCGCGAGCUGCGUCUCCAGGAGGAGAAGGACUUUCUGGAGAGCGUCGCGCUGCCCCAGCCAGCUGGAAGUCCUGAGAAGGCUGGAGGGCCUGCUGGUGAGAGCACCCAGCGCCCCUCCCCAGUGGAGGAAGGCAGGGCAGGCUGGAGGGGCCAGGCCAUUGUCCCAGAGCCUCUCUGUGUCGGAGGAGACUGGCAGGUGCCGUGCAUCCCCAAGUCCUCCAGGGAUGCCACCCUAAUCCUGGACGCGGUGAGGCGCAAUGAGUUCCUGCGGUGCUUGGGCGACGGGCAGAGCCAGACGCUGGUGGAGAGCUUCACCCCAGAGCAGCGCCAGCCCGGAGAGGCCGUCGUGGCCGAGGGCGAGGAGGGGCACACCAUGUACAUCGUGGCUGCGGGGGAGCUCAGCGUUACGCAGAAGAGCCGCCGGCUCCGUGUGCUGCUGCCCGGGGACGUCUUUGGGGAGCUGGCGGUUCUGUACAACUGCCAGCGCACGGCGACCGUCACGGCGCUCACCGUGGUGCAGCUGUGGGCCAUUGACCGGCAGACGUACCGCACCAUCAUCACCGAGAACGCCAAGCGACGGCGGGCCCAGGUCCUGGCGGGCCUCCGAGGGGUGAAGCCGCUGCAGGGCCUCUCGGAGGCGGCCCUCUCCCAGCUGCUGGACUCUGCGGAGGAGCGCUCCUUCGCCCGCGGCGAGGUCAUCAUCCAGGAGGGUGACGAGGGGAGGACCUUCUUCUUCAUCCUCAGCGGGCAGGUGGAGGUGACGAGGGACGUGGAGGGGCGGGAGGAGCACAUCCGAGUGAUGAAGGCUGGGGAGCACUUUGGAGAGCUCGCCCUCAUCCGCAACAUUCGCCGGACAGCCAGCUGCCGGGCCCAGGGCGAGGUCACGUGCAUCGCGGUAGCCAAAGAAGACUUCCAGGAGCUGAGUCCAAUGUGUGCGCGCGAGCCGGAAGUGGCUGUGCAGGAAGCCCCCCAGCUCCCGGAGGCCAGACGCGGUUCCCUCCUGGAGGGGCCGCCCACCCCCCCGCUGCUGCAGGACCUGCUUCCGGUUUGCUACGAGGAGGGAGAGCAGCAAGGGCAGCCCGUGGUGUUGGGCACCGGGGGCUUCGGCACGGUGGAGCUGGUGCGGAGCGUGGACGCCGGGGGGCCGGAGCGCCUCUUCGCCCUCAAGCGGCUGCGCAAGGACCGCGUGGUGGAGAAGCGCCAGCAGGAGCACGUGCUCAUGGAGAAGAAGGUGCUGCAGCAGAGCCACUGCCCCUUCAUCGUCAGGCUCUUCGCGACCUUCCGGGACAGCCGCCACGUCUACCUGCUGCUGGAGUUCUGCCAGGGAGGAGAGCUUUGGGCCAAGCUGCGAGAGGCCCGCUGCUUCCCGGAGCCCGUGGCGGUCUUCUGCGCGGCCUGCGCGGUCGAGGCCUUGGAGCACCUGCACCAGCGGGGCAUCGUGUACCGCGACCUGAAGCCCGAGAACCUCAUGCUGGACACCAAGGGCUACGUCAAGCUGGUGGACUUCGGCUUCGCCAAGGCCCUGAAGCGUGGGGAGAAGACCUACUCCUUCUGUGGGACUCCCGAGUACCUGGCCCCCGAGAUCCUGCGCCACGAGGGCCACGACUAUGCCGUGGACUUUUGGACGCUUGGUGUGCUCAUCUUUGAGAUGCUUGUAGGACGCCCCCCAUUCCACAGUGCUGAACCCCAGAAGAUGUACAGCAAGAUCAUGGAGGGCGUCUUCUCCUUCCCCGUCUCUGUGAGCGAGGCCGCCUGCUCCCUCGUGGCUCGGCUUUGCAGGCGCCGACCCGGUCAGCGUCUCGGCAACACCAGCAGCGGCAUCCGGGGCAUCCGGAAGCACAGGUGGUUCAGCGCCCUCUCGUGGAAGAAGCUGGCCCUGCGGCAGAUCGAGGCCCCCACCACCGUGCUGCUCAAGCAGGGCCCCUGCUACGCCAACUUCAGGAGGUUCUCCGUGUCGCGGCAGCUGCCCGAGGAGGAGUUCUCCGGCUGGGACGAGGACUUCUGA